GUUUACAGUCAAUGAACUUAUAUGGAGCACUGAUAUCUGAUUUACAAGUUAGCAACAGGAAUAUUCAAAUAUUAGGCCAGUCAGUGGCUUUGCAGCUGAACAAGUAUCGAAGUGAUAAGUAGAAGCGUUAACGGAAUUCAUUAUCUUCGUUAGCAACGUGUCAUCAAGCGUGUGUAGACAAUCUAGGAUCUUUCAAUUUGACAGUUGAUUUUACUGCGGAGACAUACUUGGCGACAGAGGAUUUUAGCACUGCCUUCGUCACAUCGGUAGAGAGAUUAUGAACAAUGCCGCAAUAAGGCCCCUGGUAUAAGGAAGGUUGUGACAAAAUUCAAAUCGUUUCCUGUCUAAGACAAUUGUUUUGAAAUUGUAAAUAUUGUAAUAUGACGUCUCCGGGUCCUAAGCUGAGCCUCGCGGCGCUGAUGAAACACAAUGAUCCUUCAAAAAGGAGCCCUGUCGGGUCCGCCCGGCGGAAAGCGGGCGAUGGUAAGAGUGAAGCAGGGGAGAGCUCAGGGAGCAAGCCGAAUCCUUUCGGUGGCGGUGCUGCAGGGGGCAAGCCAAGCCUGGCUAGCAUCCUUAUGCUCAAACGGCGCAUGUCAAAGUGGAAACAGGACGUCGACGCAAAGAAAAAGGCGGAAACACCAAAAUAUGAAAACACUUUCAAAAUGUCACCGGAUGAUGGUAAAAAGUUCAUGAGCAUGCGGGCGGAGCAACUUAUGCAGAACAGUCUUGCUAAAUUCUUAGACGGGGUGAAAUAUGACCCUAAACGCUGCGGAAGACUCAUCAAAGUCAUUGCCGAGGAUAUCAAGUCAAAGAUAAGGGAGAUGGACAUCCCGCGUUUCAAAGUGAUAUGCUAUGUUGUGAUUGGUCAGGCUGGGGGUCAAGGGUUAGAGAUUGGAUCGCGGGCGGUUUGGGACGACAUGCACGAUAAUCACGCCACAGCGACGUACGACAAUCCUUCCAUAUUUGCCGCAGCAACAGUGUAUGCUAUAUAUUACGAGUGAGGUGAAAUUAAUGAGCUGAUUGCAUGUGGAGUUUAUGAUUUAUUCAACGAAGUAGCUGUACUCUGUUGCCAUACCGCCGGCGACCGGAACUUCAAUUGUUUUAUGUACAUGUUGUCAUAAUAGGUAACGGAUGUGGAUAUGAAACAGUGAUUGAUCACAAACAUAUUGUAUAACCUGACCUCGUCGCAUGUUCAUAUAAUGUCGGUGGUACAAACAUGAUUUAGGUGACAAAUGCAAGUUUCAAAACUGGACUGACGUUUCAAGACACUCAGAACAGUCAAUGUUAACAUGCUCACGACUUCAUUUCAGCGUUAUGUUUUUUAGCCUAGUAAUAGAUCAUUAGAUUUCUUAGAUUACUGUUUAUAUCAGGUAUAUAUAUGCUAUUCCUACUGCCUUCUUCACAUCUGCUGGUAUCAUGUUCGGACAGUAGGAGGAGAUGGUCAGAAUUCGAUGCCACAGCUUGGAGGUUGCACCCCAGCUUCAAUUUGAAAAAUGUGAUGUCACAUAUAAAUUGGCACGUUUCCCUUCUUUCAUUUCAUACAAUUAUUUUCAUAUUUUCAUUAAACAAAUCUUU
Lineus longissimus is the source of this 1575-nucleotide messenger RNA. RefSeq names its product dynein light chain Tctex-type 5-like. NCBI's taxonomy places the organism in Eukaryota, Metazoa, Nemertea, Pilidiophora, Heteronemertea, Lineidae. The transcript has a single exon. Gene Ontology annotation, molecular function: dynein intermediate chain binding. Gene Ontology annotation, biological process: microtubule-based movement. Gene Ontology annotation, cellular component: cytoplasm; cytoplasmic dynein complex. The record is from RefSeq and is a predicted model, not a curated record. Bases 381 to 1001 code for a protein of 206 amino acids.